Molecule: messenger RNA, 2891 nt
Organism: Plectropomus leopardus (leopard coralgrouper)
Lineage: Eukaryota; Metazoa; Chordata; Actinopteri; Perciformes; Serranidae
Gene: plekhn1
Product: pleckstrin homology domain containing N1
Biological process (GO): response to hypoxia; 3'-UTR-mediated mRNA destabilization; positive regulation of apoptotic process
Cellular component (GO): cytoskeleton; mitochondrial membrane
Molecular function (GO): cardiolipin binding; phosphatidylserine binding; phosphatidylinositol phosphate binding
Source: RefSeq, a predicted model, not a curated record
GGGAGCGUGCCAUACUCUUGGAUUACACUCAUCCAUCACAGGAGUACAGUUUCUCUUCAGAGCAGCGCAAAGACCCACAGAGCACUGCAGCAUGGGGAGCAGCAUGUCAUGUGUCCCCCAACACAACUUCAGAUUCUCCAGCAAGAGUUUUAUCCGCAGAAACAGCAGUCGCCUGUUUCGUAAGAAGAAUCCCCAAGAGGGACAGGAAAAGUCCAACAGCAUCAUCAAUAUUCUGUGCACCGUCACCCCCAGAAAGGAAAUGUCCCCUAAAGACCUGCAGACGAUAGACAACAUAAAAUGGGACCCCCCGUUCCCUUAUGACCCAGCCAGUGGCUGGAAGAAGAGCAGCAUCAAUGUGAAGAAUUACGGACGGAUGAUUCACAGCUCCAAAGUCCGUUUCCGCUUCCUUCACUGCCAGGAUGUACACGACUGCUACCUGGAUCUCUUCCAGACACACCUUCAUUUUGUGUCCAACAACACAACCGGACUGACAUACCAGGGAACUCUUCCAUUAAAAGAGCUCACCAUCUGCAAUCUGCAACAGAACUGCAACCACAGCCAACCCCAGGAAUUCGCCUUUCAAAUAAACGGUGUCAGCCUAAACCCGAUCAUCGUAUACUGUGCCAACCAAGAAGAGAUGGACCUAUGGUUUGGCCUGCUCAAAGAAAACAUUGAGGCCAAUGGGGGCAGUGCAAUUGCAUCCGAGAACUUCACCCGAGUAAAAUUAAACAAGGAUGAGACCCCUGAGAGCAGAGAGGAGCUGAGGAACUCCAUAAACAGAGAGCCCAUCUACGAGUGGGAGGGCUCUCAGCGGGACAGCCUGGGCACCAUCACCUAUGUCACUAAAGUGCGACUGCAGCACCUGCCCUGUCAGGAGCAGAGUGACAGACUGCUGGUAAUGUACCCGUCAACGCUAAUCAUCCUAUCAGAGGAGAACGAUGGACUCUUCUAUAAGGGGAAGCUUCCACUCAACAUGAUUACAGUGACCACACCCUGCCAGGACGUCAAGCCCAACACCUUUAUGAUCGAAGGGAAGCUGAUCAACCCCAUAGUAGUGUCGUGUCUGGAUAGGGCUGAGUUUUGCGACUGGAUCCAGCAUUUCAAAGCUGCUGAUGUGCCCGUUCUCAGUCCCCCGCCCCCUGUGUAUGACAUCAUCUACACCCCGACGCAGAGAGAGGCCCCACAGUUUGACAGGUGGAGUGGAAACAGCCAUGGACGAUCUGAGUCUCUUAAAGUCAGCCAGUCAUCAAGUGGAUGUGGGUCCCACAACCUUCAGUUACCCAUUCAUGAAGACGACCCUCUCUCCCCAGGAUAUGCCGAACCCCUCUGUUACAGCUCCAGUCGUCCCUCCUCGACAGAGACUGCCCGCCUUGGCAGCAGGACCAACAGCGUGUCUUCUCACACCAGGCCCGAGCGCGACCUACGACCUUUGUCACUGCGCUACUCCUCCCCCCAGCGCAGCUCCUACCUCCAGCCUGCCGAGAGCUCGAUGCACUCUCAGGUCUACAGCACACCCUACUCUGCCCUGCAUCGUGCCAGCCCACCACGGCUGGAGAAAACCCCGCUUGUCAAGUCAAACAGCUGGAGCACCCCUCAGACAUCCCUGAACUACUCCCUGAACGUGCCCCAGCGCCACUCGGACAUGUGCGCCCCCCGGCAGCCCUUGUCGCCUCUGUAUGAUGAGCCCUGCAGCCCAGAGAUCUACUCCCUGGAAGAAGCAAGGCCAGUGCAGCAGAGCUGGCAAGAGCCAAUUCAGCACCACCACCACCAUCAGCAGGCUCCCCAGAUCCUGCCCCCCUUCCAGCUCCGUACCCCUCCCAUGGGCAGGCGCUGCAGGAAAAGCCUGGUCCUGACCAACUCCCAUGGAAAAGCUUUGGGCCUGGAGAUGGAGAUUCCUCAAAGCCAAGAAGAGCAGAGAGCUGAGGCUGUGUCGAGGCUAAAGCUACUGCCCGCGCCGGGCCAAGUGCAAGACCAGAUCCUCCUCUCGUCAAGCUCUGUGAGGAACACCUCUCAGAUGCCAUAUGGUUACUCACCAGAUCACCACUCGUACCUCGAACCCACAGAACCAGAUGACCAGGAAAUGGACUAUGACAACAUUUGGGAGUACGACUGUGAUACUAGAAUGAUUCAGCCAACGUCUGGAAUUUCGACACACUGGACAGGAUUAGACUUUGGGGCCAGAGGCCUUGGUGCCAUGGCAACCCAGCAGAGAUGGUCAUAAAACAAAACAAUAGCCCGGCACUCGUCUGGACGUGUGCAAACAACAGAUCUCUAUCAGCGGGAUAAUAAAAGCCAACUAGCACAGCCUGUGUUGGUCCUGCUGCAUACAGUAUGAACCAGCAAAUCCCACCAACGGCACUGUUAGAUGUUGGGUAGUCACGCAGAGGAACGAUGAGUGCAGGAAUCAAGAGGAACAGGCUUAAAACAAAGCAUGAUGAAAGUGAACAGACUUCAACUGUAUGACAUGUAGCAUUUGGGAGACAAGACAGAGAGAGAGUGUAUAUACUGUGUAGCUUUAAUAUUAUUUUUUAACAUAUUAUAUAAUUGCACUAAAAGUUCAAUAUGUAGUGCAAAAACCAAGUUUUUUUUUUAAUAUUUAAAGUAUUUUUUAACAUGCUGUCCAGUUUACUUAUUGUUAUAUUUAAAGCUAUAAAAAGCAUUCCAUCAGGGCUUGUUAUAGUAAAGGAUGUAUAUUUUUGUAAAUGUUGUACAUUUAUUAUUUUAUUAUGCUACAUUAUCAAGGCAAAUAGAUGUGGCUUUAACUGACUGCCUUUAAGGUGCUAAUAAUACUAUCACUAAGACAGUGCUGUACUGACACCUGUGUGGCUUCCUUUUUUUCAUUUUUGUUUGAGGUGUUUAUUUAUAUUUGGAAAUAAAACUGGAAAAAUUAA